GAGGGAGGGAGCCGGAGCCAGGGCAUAAAUAUAUAAAUAAAGAGGAAAAGAAAUCCGCUCCGCAGCCUCCCGGCUCAGGAACUUUGGCCCCGAGUGCGGGARCGAGUGGCUCUGCAGUCCGAGGCCGGGGCCCGGGAUCCGGCCGCGUCCCGUCCCCUGCGCCGCCRGGCCUGGUGGCCCAGCUCUGCCUGGCGCAUCCGCGCGCACAACUUGUGGCCGAGCCCCGCCGGCGGAGGCGGACUUGGGGUUGGAGUGUUUGUUUGUUUGAACUUCCUCGUCGCCACCUUCCCUCCCCCCACCUCCGCCCCCACCUCACCCCCCUCCCCAGCUUCUGGACGCGUCGGACUGCAGCCGGGGUGGGGGGGUGGGGUAGGGAGUGCGUGGAGGGAGGAGGAAGAGGUUAAAAAAAAAGGAGAAGAAGAAGAAGAAGAAGGAGGGAAGAAAGAUCGCAGCCGGGGGAAAGGGAGCGGACGGGAGGCGAUUUUUGCCGACUCUGGAUUUGUCCCCGGCGUGCGCGAGCAUGGCGGCCCUUCCCGGCGCGGUACCCAGGAUGAUGCGACCGGCUCCGGGGCAGAACUACCCGCGCACGGGCUUUCCCCUGGAAGUGUCCACCCCGCUUGGCCAAGGCCGGGUCAAUCAGCUUGGCGGGGUCUUCAUCAACGGGCGACCCCUGCCUAACCACAUCCGCCACAAGAUUGUGGAGAUGGCCCAUCAUGGCAUCCGGCCCUGUGUCAUCUCCCGCCAGCUGCGGGUCUCCCAUGGCUGUGUCUCCAAGAUUCUCUGCCGCUACCAGGAGACUGGGUCCAUCAGGCCUGGGGCCAUCGGCGGCAGCAAGCCCAGACAGGUGGCGACUCCGGAUGUGGAGAAAAAGAUUGAGGAGUACAAGAGGGAAAACCCAGGCAUGUUCAGCUGGGAGAUCCGGGACCGGCUGCUGAAGGACGGGCACUGCGACCGCAGCACGGUGCCCUCAGGUUUAGUGAGUUCGAUUAGCCGCGUGCUCAGAAUCAAGUUCGGGAAGAAAGAGGAGGAGGACGAAGGGGACAAAAAAGAGGACGAUGGCGAGAAGAAGGCCAAACACAGUAUCGACGGCAUUCUGGGCGACAAAGGGAACCGGCUGGACGAGGGCUCGGACGUGGAGUCGGAACCGGACCUCCCUCUGAAGCGCAAGCAGCGCCGCAGUCGGACCACGUUCACGGCCGAGCAGCUGGAGGAGCUGGAGAAGGCCUUCGAGAGGACCCACUACCCCGACAUCUACACCCGCGAGGAGCUGGCCCAGAGGACCAAGCUGACCGAGGCCCGCGUGCAGGUCUGGUUCAGUAACCGCCGCGCCCGUUGGCGGAAGCAGGCAGGAGCCAACCAGCUGGCAGCCUUCAACCACCUCCUGCCAGGGGGCUUCCCACCCACGGGCAUGCCCACGCUGCCCCCGUACCAGCUGCCGGACUCCACCUACCCCACCACCACCAUCUCCCAAGAUGGGRGCAGCACCGUGCACCGGCCCCAGCCCCUCCCGCCGUCCACCAUGCACCAGGGUGGGCUGGCCGCAGCCGCUGCCGCGGACACCAGCUCCGCUUACGGAGCCCGCCACAGCUUCUCCAGCUACUCSGACAGCUUCAUGAACCCGGGGGCCCCCUCCAACCACAUGAACCCCGUCAGCAACGGCCUGUCUCCUCAGGUGAUGAGCAUCCUGAGCAGCCCCAGYGCCGUGCCCCCGCAGCCUCAGGCCGACUUCUCCAUCUCCCCGCUGCACGGCGGCCUGGACUCAGCCUCCUCCAUCUCGGGCAGCUGCAGCCAGAGGGCCGACGCCAUCAAGCCUGGAGACAGCCUGCCCACCUCCCAGUCCUACUGCCCGCCCACCUACAGCACCACCGGCUACGGCGUGGACCCCGUGGCCGGCUACCAGUACGGCCAGUACGGCCAGACUGCUGUUGAUUACCUGGCCAAAAACGUGAGCCUGUCCACGCAGCGUCGCAUGAAGCUCGGGGAGCACUCCGCGGUGCUGGGACUCCUGCCGGUGGAGACUGGCCAGGCCUACUAGGCUCCUGGGGCGACUUGCCCCAGCCCGAGGCCCAGCCCACCCCCUCCUGACCCCUGAGCCUCCGCCUCCGUCCCCCUCAUCCCCCUGGGGCCACGGGAGACCAGGAAGGGAGCCCGUCCCCUGCUCAUCAGCAGCCCUCCCGUCAGUCACCUGUGGUUGGGGACCCUCCAUGGCCCCUUGGAGUCCCUCCCAGAAGGGUUGAGGCCACCCUGCAACGUCCCCUGCUCAGAUCUGCUGUGACCCCCAGAACCCAGGGUGGAGACUGAGGCCCGUUCCSAACAGGGCACCUCGGCCCCGGAGCGGGACGGAGCCUGCGAUGCCACCCUGUGGGCUGCGUUCUGCAGCGGGGUGCCCUGGCCAGAGGGCAGGGGAAGCUCGGGUGACCCCGUCAGCUACCAGUGCUGGGAACCCCCCCCCCCCCGCCACGGCGGAUCUUUGGCUCAGCACCAGAACCACAGCUCUCUCCUCCUCAGGACACGGGGGCUCCAGCAGAGGGGACCCCGGGGUCUCCCCAAGGGAGUCAGCGGGUGACGGUCUCGACUUCACCCAGGACGUUGGAGGACUUCAGCACCCUCCCCACACAGCCCUGCUGAGGAGACCGGGGAGAGGGCAGAGGCUCGACCAGGGCCGGGGCUGUGGGGCGGCAGGCUGGUCACACUGCAGGCCACAUCUGCUGGCCCAGAGCGCCAGCACCCACCUCAGGCUCCAGGAGGCAGAGGCUCUUCAACCGAAGCCCAGUUCCAGCCGCGUCCACCCCGGGGGCGGUCUGCGAAGCUGCUCAGCUCCCUCCUCAGUGGGGUCGGAUGGGACACAGAGGGGACAGUCMCCAGCAAAGAGGUGCAAGGUGGGCCCGGAAGGGACUUUCCUGACCAAAAUCCUUUCCCUGGAGGGCGACCAGCCAGGGAGGCCAGACGCUCCAGCCCUUGGCCUCACGUCCACCUCCCUGGAGUCAGGAUCCCCACRAAGGCUCCUCAGAGACGGGAGCCCACCCUGCACCCUGCUGCAGGAAAGGCCGCCAUCUUCCCGCCGCGGGCCCCRGAUGGGCCGAGGCGCAGGGCUUCCGCCAGAGCUUCGGAGGAGGGUCUUGGACUGGGCAGGGGUGGCCUGCCCUCCAGAUCAGCCUGCCAAGUCCCCUUGGCGUUUUGGUCCCACCCAUCUUUCAGCGCUGACUCGCUCUGGGCCAAGAGGCCUCUGUCUCCUGAUGGGGUCCAGCUGACCUGGGUGCAUGUUGGCCAUUUCCAAACCCUGGGCCUGGGCAGAGGAAGACGCAGAAGGUUCUAGAAAAGAGGAGAAAAGACUCCUUCCUGCCUUCAGCRCUCCAGCGGCUUCCUCCAGCUCUGCUCUCCCAAGAGCCGGGGCCUCGGCUUCACGCCCUGCCCCUCCUCCCCGGGCGCUUCCCACCUUCACCUUCAUGGAAACGGUCCACCGUCCCCCUCACCCUCUCAUACACCCCGCUCAGCUCACCUGCACCAGUGCGGCCGGCUACAGGACACUUGUGAUGGGGGACACGGCAAGGAAUCCACAAACACUGGACCCCGUUGCUUGUCCCCACCUGGGCACGCGAGGCCACCUGUCUGCUCCGUCCAGGCCUCUUGCCCUCAGCCCACGAGACAUUCCUAGAGGGAAGGGAUGCUGCUUUGGGAGCUCACCUGAGGUCCUUCCUCCUGGAGGGCCAAAUGGACAAGAAGCUAGGACACUCGUCCGCAUGGACGUCACCUGUGGGACCAUGCUCACCUGUUUCUCUUCGUGAGAACUGAUCACACCAAGCCAGUCCUGAGCCCUGACCAGGACGGCUUAUACCCUGCGGUUUAGAGCGACCAAUUGAUAACUGAGGACAAAUGGGCUCUUUGGUGGCGGUGGGCACCCGGACAGCAGUGGCCCGUCAGGUUCAGCCAACUGGAGCAUCCACUCCAAGAGACUUUGGGUUCUUCAAGCUCUGGACAAAAGGGAAGAUCUUGUUGUCCCUUGGAAGCGCAGUCCACGCUGUUGUAGCUGUCACAGCCAGAAGGCCGCUCAGAAGACCAACACCAUCUUCGUCCACAUUCCUUAAUGGCCAGUCCUUCCCUGGAGGCCCGGCUCAGGACCCGUCUGAGUCCCUUCACAGCCUGUGUGACUCAGGAGCAGGGCUCUCGGGCAGGUGACAUCAAAACUGCCCAGCCCAGCACCAAUAGUGACAUUCCCAUGCUAGGACCAAUCCCAAUGAUCUGCCCCCACCGUGAAACAAAACCAAGACCUGCUUGGGAGUCAACCCAGCGGUUUGUCAUUACAGUGUCCAACACCUCGGACUCCUCCCAAGCCACCGUCUCGGGAGACAAUGGUACUCACUGGUUUUCCAGGGGACCCUUAACCCCCAGCCGAUAUUCCCUAAAACCCCGUGUAUCUGUGGUCUCGCCAACUCCGUCUAUAAAACUGGACCUUGCGUUGGCAGCUUGCAGCUUCACUGAGAAAGUGAUAUUGGUUGGACGAGAGGCUCGAAGCUUCAAUCCCUGGGGGUUGACCACAGCCUAGAAAAAGGCCUUGAAGUCCAGUGGCCAGGCCAGCCCAGAAACAACCCCACCCGUCCCUGUAAAUAGAGUCCCUAGCAAGAGAAGAGAUGUCUCCUCCAACUGUCCCAAGUAGCUACUGGUCCUACCUACGGGGGCUCCUCUCCUGAGCCCACUGGAUAUUAGUUGGAAACGUG
Molecule: messenger RNA, 4715 nt
Organism: Urocitellus parryii (Arctic ground squirrel)
Lineage: Eukaryota; Metazoa; Chordata; Mammalia; Rodentia; Sciuridae
Gene: Pax7
Product: paired box 7
Biological process (GO): regulation of transcription by RNA polymerase II; anatomical structure development
Molecular function (GO): RNA polymerase II cis-regulatory region sequence-specific DNA binding; DNA-binding transcription factor activity, RNA polymerase II-specific
Source: RefSeq, a predicted model, not a curated record